This is a messenger RNA of Haemonchus placei, 732 nucleotides long. Lineage: Eukaryota; Metazoa; Nematoda; Chromadorea; Rhabditida; Trichostrongylidae. The record is from the annotation of a GenBank genome assembly.
CAACGAGCACUGGACAUGGGCGUCGAUGCAUUACGAGCCGAAUAUCGAUCAUUAGCGAAAUACACAGUACCGGAAAUGACUUCGGAUGCUUUCAUAAGCAAUCACGAAAAUCUGGAUGAGCUUUUGCAGUAUCAGGAUGUGCCGUGCCAGGACCAACAUCGAAUAGUUUUAAAGUGGCCCAACGCCCCCACCGACUACAUCCAUGCCAACUACGUAGGAACACCAUUGUCAGAGAAGCGAUUCAUCUGUACACAGGGACCCCUGGACAACACGAUUCCUGAAUUUUGGAUGAUGGUACUGCAAGAGGAGUCCGAAACUAUUGUGAUGCUCUGUACUUGCAUAGAGACAGGUAAAUUUAAAUGUUCACAGUACUGGCCCGAGAUUGUGGGCGAAACCAAAACGUUUGCUGGAAUAGAAGUUACUAACAUGAUGGUGAAGCCGUCCAUAGCACUCACCAUACUCAACAUUAAAUUUGGUAAGCCAGAUGGAACCAGAGAAACUCGUGAAGUACGGCACUAUCAGUGGUUGGACUGGCCCGAUCGGGGAGUACCACCAUGUCGUCUUACUAGUAUGCCGAUAAUUGUACACUGCUCGGCAGGGAUCGGACGGACUGGAACCAUUGUCGCUAUAGAAUAUAUCUUAGUUGAAUGCGCAAACAUGUGCGAUUUAUUGAAAGAACUUCGACAUUACCGAGCAUACUCUAUACAAAACGAUAUGGUUCGUGGAACUUAG